Molecule: messenger RNA, 5102 nt
Organism: Rhopilema esculentum
Lineage: Eukaryota; Metazoa; Cnidaria; Scyphozoa; Rhizostomeae; Rhizostomatidae
Source: RefSeq, a predicted model, not a curated record
AUAUUUAUUGUUAGGCUGUGGCAGUUGUUUUCUUGUUAGCGGAAAGCGCUGCACCUGCCCACCUCAGUUACAGGAGCACUUGUAAAUACAAUUCUAGACAAAGGCCUGAACUUUGCAAAACUUUCGUUUUGUUUCCUGUAUCACUGCCUCGGGCGUUGUCAACAAGUUGAUGCCGUUCUGCAAUCGGGUUGUUUACUGUCCUUAUUAUGGAGAUAUCUGCUGAAGGGCCAGGUGGAUUGGACAUCCAGACCGACACAGGUGAAGGUCAACCAGAGCUUGCAGAGCAGAGAAAUUGUGAAGUUGUUGAUGAUGUUCCGUCUGCAUCUGUUGAGGAUGGUUUACAGAUGCCUGAUACCGGCACAGAAAGGUUAAUAAAGUAUGAAGAUAAAAUAGCACAAGACGAGUGCAGCAGCAGCGAUUUGCGGCAGACUUUAAAAAUAUCCAAUGACACAGAAGGCCACAAGGAUGAAUUCAAGGAAGCUGUAAAUUCAAAUAGAGGUGAGACAGCAGCUGUAAACGAGGCUUUGGAUGAAAUAUCAGAAAAGAGUGAAGAUAUUUAUUAUUUGGAAAGUUCGACAGUUAAAGGCAACAAUAUUGAAAAUAAUGAAAUGAACGAUAAGACAGAAAGUUUAGAUGAGAAGACAAUGCCUGGAGAGAUAAUGGAUACGUUAAUUGAAGAGAUAUCAGACACAAAACACCAUGGCAAAUAUUGUGCUGAAGAAACAAAUCAAAAAGCAGAAGGAUUUGAAGAAGAUGAAGAAUAUUAUGGAAUGGCUGCUGUAAGUCGUGACAAUAAUAUAGAAAGUUUAAAUGAAGACAGUUAUGAGCAUAAAACAGCUGAAGGGAUGCUGAUGGAGAUGGAUGACUGUCAAUCUCUAAAAAGUAAAGAGGCGAGUUUGCUGAUUGAUAAUGAACAUGGACUUUCUAGUGAAGCAACUCAGCUUGAUCAACAGCACGAAGCAUUUGAAGAGGAGGAGAGUGAUUACUUUAGUGUUGCAUCAGCAAAAUAUGGCAGUUCUGAAUCUCUAGGAGAUGGCCGAUUGGCGGCAUCGAACAUUCCAGCAUCUAUUGAGGGAAGCUCCAGCAAUUACGGUGGAUGGACUCCAUUCCAAAGCGAGGCUGCUAUGAGCGAAAUCGAGGAUAGCCUGGAGAGAAGAGAACUUCCAAGUGAAACAGACCACACGGAAGAUGACUACGUAACGGCUGACGAACGGUCGGAAAUAGACUGUGAUGGCGACAAUGUACCUGUGUAUGAUGAUGAUGUUUUUCGAGAAAUAAGAAAUCGUGACGGAGAAAUUGCCGAUAAAUUUUCAAACCUUGACGUGGAUGAGAAGUCUGAGGCAGCCACUUUGUCUGACCAACUAGGCUACGAAACACAGGAUUAUCUCACUGCAGAUGAUAACUCUGAAUUUGGGGGAAGUCGGGAAAAUCUCUCAAAGAUUGACAAAGAUGGCAUCUUGUGCAUUGAGAGCGGCGAUACAAUAAGAAAUUCACCGAAAAGUGUCUCUGAAGCAUGCUUAGCCCCGGCGGGGAUUCCCUCCUCAGAGCGAAACACUGAUGUUGAAGAUUACAUCACUGCGGAUGAGAUGGCCGAAGACGAUGAUGAUAGAAAAACAGUCGUUGGUUCUGAUAAGGAAGAUGAUUUAGCGAGUAAAGACAAGUUAGAAGAAAGUAAUGGAAAUGCGCCGCGUGAGUCAUCACCAAUAGCAACAGAAGAAACAAAUGAGGAGGCUAGCUAUGUUGAAGCAAGGUUUAGCAUUGUUGAUGAGAACAGCAUUAUUGAUGAGAACAGCAUUGUUGAUGAGAACAGCAUUGCUGAUGAUAACAAAAAGGAAGAAGAAGUUAGGAAGAAUUCUCAUGAUGUAAUCAGCUCCAAAGAUGAUAUGAUCCCCAAUGAGGAAAACCGUUGUGACAAGAUCACUGACAAUGAAAAUGACAAAGAAGUGAGAGCAGAUGAGGUGCAAUCAAAACCAGUGUUAAAAAGGAAAAAAAGCUUAUUUACGUCAAUAAUGGCGAAGAAAGAAGCAAAAAUUGCAGAAAGAAUUAUGGUUCAAAAUUUAAAGUAUGAAGCUGCAAAAGAAAAGACUGCCGAUGCCAAUGCAAGGUUGGCAGCAGCCAAGUCUUCGUUUCCUUUGAUGAUUGUUGAAAGACGCAUUCCGAAACUAGAGAUACUUGAGAGAAAGAAUUUGAAACUGCAGGAAAUCAAAGCAAGGCUGGAUUCAUAUAACAUCUAUAAUAGGAAAGCAAAUGAAUAUAUAGAGGAAUGGAGAACCAAAGAAGGUGAAAUCCAGCAGAAAAGGCUCGAAGUUGAACAGUUUCGUCGAAAGACAGUAGAGAAACAGAAGCUGCUAAUGGCCUGCAAGAAGCGACAAGGGUAUUUGCAUAGUGAAAUAACCCAUCAGAAUGACCGACAGCUGCAUUUAUUGCGGCGAACUAAGCAGCUAGAAGACAGAAUCGACAUGCUGAAGUUACGACAAACAGAGCAACGAAACAUCGUCAAUCGGCGAAUCGAGGCAGCGAAGGUUAGUUGCGAGCUGAGUGUUCGCGAAGCUGCGAAGGUCGUUGUAGCAGCAAAGAGGAUCGAAAUGCUAAAAGCAGGCGUAAAAGGAUUAGAAGACAAAAUUUUCGAUAAAAGAAAAGAAAUAAAAAAACUGAAGCAAAGCACAAAGGAAAAAGAAUUUGAUUUAGAAAGAGCGAAAAUACAGAGGUCAGUGAAAACAAUGAAGAAAGAGCGAGAUUGGCAUUUCAAAUAAUGUUUUAAAAGGGUCAUUUAAAUCCUGAAGAAUGGUGAAGAAUGAUUUAACUAUCUUCAAAACUAUAUGUUUAAUUUCUCUUCCUUAAAAUCUUCUAAAGAGCUGUCCUUAGAUUUUGUUUACCAACCGAAGAAUUUAUGUUUUUCUGUGAGUGAUACAAAAGCAUCUAAGUUGCCCUUGUAGUUGACAAUAUUCCCAAGUAGCUUCAAAAUUUUAAGAAAUUUUUGCGAUAGUGAUAUUUUACUGAAAAUUAUAUCAAAACGCUUAACACGUACGUAAAAUGUUUGCUGUAUACAUAAUUAAGGUGAUGAAAUCAUUGAUAAACAAAAAAGUAUUGCAAGAGUGAUAACUAAAUUAUGCGUGAAGCUAUGAAAUGGUAUCUGAUAAUUGUGGAGCUAUUUCAUACAAUUUUGAAAGUCUUUUCUUGAAAUGCGUUAAAUUAUCGUAACUACAAUCAAAUUAUAAGCCCUAUGACCCUUAGAUACUUUUGUAAGUUGCAUUUAGUGUUAGUAGUGAAAUAUGACUAAGAUUGAUUGGUACAUGAUAAUAAUACUUAAUCAAGCUUCUCAAGGAUAAUUUGAAAACGUUGUUUCAUUGUACAGAUCCUUACAUAUCGUCUCACCAGCAUCAUUGUGUAAGCAAAGAACCUCCUUUUAAUCAUAUUACACACCAUAAUUAUUAAAUAUCAGUGCAAAAAUUACAAAUAAAAGCAAAAUCAAGUUUGUGUGCGUUAUUUAAUUAUCAAAAUCGACAUCGUGAUAUUAUCAGAUAUUAGCUGUAUAUCAGAAAUAUUUCACGAGAUUUAUAUAAGUGAUUUCUAUUUCCAAAUUGUUUAAAAGGCUGAAAGCAAACGUUUGUGACUGCAAAUCGUUUCAGUUCAUCAAUCAGGUGAUUGUCAACUGAAACCUUUUGAAGUCUUUAUCAGCAUUUGGUGACGGUCUGUUUAAUAAUGUUUCAUUUGCUAAUGUGGUGCACAAAAUGCAAAUGGCAGCUAUGAUUGCAAGUCAAAAGUUGUAGAAUAAAGUUAUUUUCUUCAUUUUACUUUUUUGUUGUAUUCCAUGUAUAGUGGCUAGAUUGUCCAUACUUUAUAAACCCACAGAUUCAUAUUUGGUAGAAUUGUUUGGCUCGUUUAUCUUCAUUGCUGAAAAUUUUUAACAUAUAAACACAGCUUAAUUUCUAAAACCAUAAAACUUGAAUUGGAUAACUUCUACUAAAAGAAAUCGAUCUUUUACAUGAAACUUUUGCUAAUUACAGCAACCAAAAUUUCAUCAUGGAAUAUCAUAUUACUUCUAGGUAUUUUCUGCCGGCUAGGCAGAUAUUGGCAAAGAAUUUGAAAUGUAUCCUUUAAAAAAAGGUCUAGUCGUUUUAGAUUAUUUUGCAUAUGAAGAAGUAAUGUCGAUCUUCUGCUCACCCUCUUGUUUUCUUGUCUAAAAACGCGGAUAAGAAUUUUGAAUCAAAAGAUGGCUCUCUAAAUUUCAAGUCAAGAUAACACAACUUACAACUGAUUAGCAACAGCGUCCUUGACAAGCCUGCAAGUCGCUUCAAAUUUAUCCAACCCAAGCCCUCGUUGCUUGAUAACUGCUUGUUCAUUAAAGGAAAAAGAAACAUGUAAGAAAAUAUGAGACAUUAAAGGUAAAAAUGGUUAUAUUUGAUGUCUGAAAAACGUUUGAAUGGAGUAUCACAAACCUAAAAAACAUUUAAUCGAAAAUUAAAUUAAAAAUCGGAAAAAAACCCCAAUAAAGACCUCACAAAUGUAAAACCCACACCUUCCAUUUACAAACGUGAGUGGCAAGAAAAUUUAGACACUAAAAACUUUAGAAAUUGUUUAUUCUAUGGAAUUAAACAUACAGUAAAUCCCCGCAUAUAAGAACCUACUUUUUCGAGGUUCAGGCUGAAGUGGGUUCUUAUUGGAAAGGUACUUGGAUGAAUUUCAGGGUAUGAAGGUUCUUAUUCGAAGGAUCCCUUAUUUAAAAUUUUAGGAUUCAUUAUCAAGAGAUGCAUUCAACACUGUUUUUUUCAUUUUGGCAAUGUUAUUUAUGCAACAUUACAAAGAUAUUUACAGGAAGACAUUUGAGCGCACUGGCUGCCUAUUUUUGUAGGUUCUUAUGUGCGAGGAUUUACUGUAUGUUUCAUGCAUAGAUAUGGUUCCAGGCUAUCAUAUACGACACGAAAUGAGUUGACAAUAGGAUUUGAAUGGUCCACAGAAUAGUCGAACUUCUUUAAUUACAACACUGUGAAAGGUGGUGUCUUCGCAUUAUUUGGAUCAUCUGUUUUAGGCUGUCAGUGUUCCAGUAACAAAGACGACCUCAAAUUAAAGCCAAUUGUGUCUGAGGAUUGGGACGCAUAAUA